GAAUGAAACCUUCUGGAUUCGCAAGCAAGACGCCUGGUUCGAGCAUUUCAUCAUCCCUCUAUCACGCUGCAAGCCUCCCUCGCAACGGCCCUGCCACCAUCAGGUCGCAACAACGAAUCAAGCCCCCGAUAUACGCAUCGACUUCCCCAACCAGCCAUUUGCAAGCACACCUCGCGACUUAAACGCAAUUCAGGUUACCGGCCUAACAUUACUGCGCCGCCAUCAAGUCACCUACGAGUUCCCUGCGCUUUCUUAUUACCCUUCCUCUAUCGAUGAGCCCUUUUUGAGUUUUCCGGUCCAACAUUUGAUGAGUGCAGGAUCUGGAAUUUCAAACCCGACACUUCUGUGCUCUACAUUAUACCAGUGUCCCUUCUUGCUCUUCGAUGCUCCUGUUCGACGAAAAAACUGCUCCGCGCUCACCUCGCCACCAUGCCUCGGACGCCCUCGCCCUCCCACCUCAAUAUGACGCCACCGGGUGAAGAGAUACCCAUGAACGAAACCAAACCUCAAGCCGAGUCAGAACCAGAAGCAGAGUCUCCGGCAACCAACGUUGAGGCCCAGGACUUUGCUUCGCCCAAGAGUCAUGCAAUAACCUUCACCGACGCCAGCGCGGCUGAAAAUGGCCACACCCUCGAGCCACCGGGGCACAUGCUCAGCGAAGUGUUCUCUAAUACUUUUUCCAAUGAAGAGGAGGAGCGUCAGUUUUCCAUGAGACCUCGAUCCAUGUCUCACCAUUUGUCUGCGAAGGAUAUCCCAUCUAGGAGAUGGCUGACAAUCAAGGCAAAGUGGUGGAGAGGCCUGGAAAUGCUAGGCAUGUACUUUCAUAGCUGGGCCUGGCCUCGUCCUGCGAAACCCGCCUUCAAAUGGGGCAUUGAGACAGAGACCGACCCGAUCGAGCUCUAUUUCUAUCUCCCUCCGACAUACGACGAGAUCUUGCAGAGGGAUCCAUCGCACCGGUUUCCUGUGGUCGUCAACUUUCAUGGCGGUGGGUUCUGCUUGGGUGAUGCACAAGAUGACCAAUAUUGGGCUCGGGUCGUUCUUCAACAUACAAACUGUAUCUUCGUCAGCGUCAACUAUCGACGUGCUCCCGAGCACCCUUUCCCCACACCUGUCGACGAUUGUGUCGAAGCACUUGUCUUCAUCGCCGAAAACGCAGAGGAACUGCAUAUCGACCAAACCAACAUUGCACUGUCCGGGUUCUCUGCAGGCGCGAACCUGGCCUUCUCGGCUCCUUUGCGCCUCGCAUAUCAUCGCAAGAUGAAUGGGCUGGAGAAGUUCCGUUCCAGACCCGUAACCUCGCAUAGCGCCGACACCACCGAUACGUACGGUGCGUACAUGACCGACCACGACGAUCAGCACCACGAAUUUCACAAUUUUCUCACUCCUGUACCCUCGGGCUCAGUGCUGUCCACUUCGAACCUAGUUCGCCCAAGGACAGGAACCCCCCUCCAAAUCCGCUCUAUCAUUGCUUGGUAUCCGCUGCUGGAUUGGACCAUGUCCCGAUCACGCAAAAUCAGGGAGUCCCUAAAUCCCAAGAAAUGCCUUUCCAAGACUUUCACCGACUUGUUCGACUUUUCCUACCUGCCCGCACCGGACAUGCACGGCGACCACUGUAGCCCUUACGCCUCUCCGGCACUGGCACCCGACGAAAUGAUUCGGGAAGGCCUGCCUCGCGAUAUUCAGAUGUGGUUAUGUGAGUGGGACAUGCUCCUGCGUGAAGGUCAAUUAUUCGCCGACAGGCUCGACAAUCUGGGCAAGCGAAUCGACCACAAGACGAUACCUCGCGUGCCUCAUGCCUGGGACAAGUCACCAAACCCCUUCCGCGACCAGAAGGCCAUUGAUGUCCUUUAUACGAAAGCCGCCAUGAGCUUGAACCGCGUUUUCCAAGACAGAGACGGAGUUGGUCCCUUCAGUUCGAUGAGCUCGCUUCAUCCCGACGAUCCAAUCAUCCAAAGACAGCCUAGGAGGAGUGUCGUUUUGCCGAUGUGAUCUGACUUGGACAGCUCCCGCAGGAAGGAUCUAUAUAUGAAUCAGCCCAUUGUGGCGAUUGAUACCGGAUUCUCGCUUUAUUCUAGGAGCCGAGGUGAGAAAAAAAAAAGUUGGAAAGUUGCCACUCUCUCCGCGUUCCGAGCCUCGUGGCCCGAUUUGGUGGUCAGCCUUCUCCCGGAUCUUCGGAUACGGAUGGCAGUGUCCAGUCCCGAGAAGAUGUCGUGCAUGGCAUCUCAUCAAACUGGUCAGCAACGGGCUCUCGCGGAUCUGAAUACCAGUCGCUCAUCCAUGAGCCCUGUUAGCCGAGUUGGGAUUUCGUGAGCCACCUGUUGCACCAUGUGCGAAACCUGGUCGCUGCGAGGUUAUAUGCGCUCCAUGUCACAGUGCCAGUCUAUGAGUCACUUUACUUCAUCUCGGUCACGCACAUACUUACAAGUAUACUCCAGCAUGUCGUUGUUACUGUCAGCGUUCUAGCGUCGGUGUCUGGUGUCGAUGGAGUCACUGUUCACGAUCAUCAUGACUUCUUCGAGGCUAUCCGACAGAUGAUAGCCAGAUUUUUCUAUGCUUUCUUUUGCUUUCUUCCGUGUGCAAUAUGAUGGACGCAACCUGAGCGAGAGACACGGGCCCCGGGUGGACGACAUGUCGCGGUCGACGCCAACUGGUGCCUGUGCAUGAGGUACAUGGGCCAUGAGGGAUGAUCUGCAUGCAGAUACGACGGAAUGGAAUGUAUCAAUUGGAAAUAUGUUAGACUUCUAGAGGUUUAGAUACACGCACGAGACUCUGGGGAAAAGUUUGAUAAAGAAUCAUUUCAUUGCCCAACGUCAUGAA
This is a messenger RNA of Cladophialophora immunda, 2817 nucleotides long. RefSeq lists its product as uncharacterized. The transcript has a single exon. NCBI's taxonomy places the organism in Eukaryota, Fungi, Ascomycota, Eurotiomycetes, Chaetothyriales, Herpotrichiellaceae. Gene Ontology annotation, molecular function: hydrolase activity. The record is from RefSeq and is a predicted model, not a curated record. The coding region runs from base 430 to 1989 and encodes 519 amino acids.